GAUCUCGCGUACCUCUUCUUUCGUGCUCCUUCCCUCCCUUCUUCCCCUCUUUCUCUCUCCUCUCUCACGUCUUUUUGCCAUUUUUUUCAACCUCCAAAUUCAAACCUUAAACCUUUGUUCUUCAUCAAAUUCCUGUUUUCAAACGAUCAAAUUUCCGUAAUUUCUUCACAAAUCUGUCUAAUUUCUCGAUAAUUCACGAGCAGAAAAUUUCUGAAUUCCUGGGGAAAAAAAUUGUUUGAACAGAAAAACAUUUCCAUUUAAUCAAUUGAAUGCUGAUGGAUUAAGACAAUUUCGUACUUCGAUAUGCUACUUUUGGUGUUUUGUAGCAGCGAUCAAUCGAUUUUUUGACGAUUGGAAAUAAUUUUCGCCGAUUUUUGGUGGAAAUUUUGAUUAUUUGUUGUUAAUUUUGGUGGAAGUGAGUGAUGUCAUCAUCAUCUAAGGUGGUGUAUGAAGGAUGGAUGGUUCGAAUUGGGAGGAGGAAAAUCGGUCGAUCUUUUAUUCAUAUGAGAUAUUUUGUGCUCGAGCCUCGUCUUCUUGCUUAUUAUAAGAAAAAACCCCAAGACAAUCAGGUACCUGUCAAGACACUUGUUAUUGACGGCAAUUGUAGAGUGGAGGACCGAGGCUUGAAGACCCAUAAUGGACAUAUGGUUUAUGUCUUAUCCGUCUACAACAAGAAGGACAAGUAUCACCGGAUUACGUGUCCUUCAAUUGUCUCGAUGCUACAAAAAAAUUUAUUGGAAAGCUUAACCCGAUGUGUCUUCGUGGUAAAGAUGGCAGCAUUCAACAUCCAGGAAGCUUUAAUCUGGAAAGAGAAGAUUGAGCAACUCAUUGACCAGCACCAGGAGUCACAAGUUGGUAAUGGCAAUAAGUACAUAUCUUUUGAGUAUAAAGCGGGUUCUGAUUCCAUGAGAAAUGCUUCUUCCUCGGAUCACGAAAGUCAGCAUAGUGCCCAGGAAGAUGAGGAGAAUGGUUCUAAUUUAUUGAGGAGAACGACAAUUGGGAAUGGACCUCCAGAGGCUAUAUUGGACUGGACCCGUGAAAUUGACUCGGAUCUAUCCCAAAGUGCUAAUACUCAAGUCUUUUCUCGGAAGCAUUGGCGUCUUCUUCAAUGUCAAAAUGGGCUUCGUAUUUUUGAAGAGCUUUCUGAAGUUGAUUACCUUCCGAGGAGUUGCAGCAGAGCAAUGAGGGCUGUAGGAGUUGUUGAUGCUACUUGUGAAGAUAUAUUUGAACUUAUAAUGAGUAUGGAUGGGACAAGAUUUGAAUGGGAUUGCUCUUUCCAGUAUGGUAGUUUAGUUGAGGAGGUGGAUGGACAUACUGCUAUUAUAUAUCACAGACUUCAGCUUGACUGGUUUUCUAUGUUUGUAUGGCCUCGUGACCUCUGCUAUGUACGUUAUUGGCGACGUAAUGAUGAUGGAAGUUAUGUUGUGUUGUUCCGCUCGAGGGUGCAUGAGAACUGUGGUCCUCAGCCAGGAUUUGUGCGAGCCCAUCUUGAAAGCGGUGGGUUCAACAUUUCUCCUCUAAAAUCACGAAAUGGGAGGCCCAGAUCACAAGUGCAGCACCUUAUGCAAGUUGAUCUGAAAGGAUGGGGUGUGGGCUAUGUCUCAUCAUUUCAGCAGCACUGCCUCCUUCAAGUGUUGAACAGUGUUGCUGGGUUGCGUGAAUACUUUUCUCAAACUGAUGAAAGGAUUGCUACCCCCAGAAUUCCAGUUAUGGUCAACAUGACCUCAGCAUCUAUGCCUUCACGAAAGAACCAAAAGUUUCAGGAUCCAUCCAUUCAUCCUUGUUCUCCUGAUCGGAAUAUUGUUCCGAAUAGAAACUCUGUCAUGAUGGAUGAAGACUCUGAUGAAGAUGAGGAUUAUCAAAUACCCGAGGCAGAGCAAGAGGGUUACCGCUCUCCGCCUGAGAAUGAAGUCAAGAUAACCGCUGUUGAAGAACCAACCGAUCAGAUUGAUUCAACUAUGUUCUCGGGAACUUUGCGACGAGACGACAAUGAAAAUGCUCGCAAUUGCUGGAGAAUAUCUGAUGGAAAUAACUUCAAGGUUCGCAGCAAAAAAUUCUGUCGUGACAAGUCAAAGGUUCCAGCAGGGAAACCUUUAAUGGAUCUUGUUGCUGUUGAUUGGUUCAAGAAUUCAAGUCGGAUGGACCAUGUUGCUAGACGUCCAGGCUGUGCAGCACAGGUUGCUGCAGAUAAAGGAAUGUUUUCUAUAGUUAUUAAUUUUCAAGUACCUGGUUCAACUCACUAUAGUAUGGUGUUCUAUUUUGUGACAACAAAAUUAAUACCGGGAUCACUUCUGCAACGUUUUGUGGAUGGUGAUGAUGAGUUCCGUAAUAGUCGGCUGAAGCUCAUCCCUUCAGUUCCCAAGGGCUCUUGGAUUGUUCGUCAGAGUGUUGGAAGCACUCCUUGUUUGCUAGGAAAAGCAGUUGACUGUAACUAUAUCCGAGGGCCUGACUACUUAGAGGUUGAUGUUGAUAUUGGCUCUUCAACAGUUGCCAAUGGAGUUUUGGGUCUUGUGAUUGGGGUGAUUACGACAUUGGUGGUUGAUAAGGCUUUCCUUGUACAGGCAAAUGCUGAAGAAGAGUUACCAGAAAGGUUAAUUGGUGCCGUCCGUGUAUCCCAUAUCGAGUUAUCUUCAGCAGUUGUGCCAGUAUUACCAGAUUCACCUGCUGAAUGAGCACAUAGAUACAUCUGGUUGGUGCCCAUGUGCAUAUAUUCAUCUCUUUCCUUUAACCUGAUCAUAUCAUAUUCAUUCCUGAUGUAAAACAAUUUACCAAGAUUUUACAUCACCUGGAUUAGAUGAAGGAACGAACCACCGAAGCAGAUACAUAUUGUAUAUUUUUGGAGCAAGAUGACAGCAACAUGAGCUAAAUAUCUAUUGGUGUUAGCUCAAUAUUCAGCACAGCCUCCUGAAUAUGUUGAGGUUGUACAAGUUUUUGUUAAUCAACAUGGCAGUAGAUCGAUCUGUAACAUUUGUUAUAUUCAUUUGAUUUCUCUGUAUUAUUCAGUUACAAGUAGUAUGUAGAGUACCACAUUGAGGUCUAUAGUGGAUAUCUUUUCGUUAAGUACAUAGUAUAGACUAUAGACAUGUUCUGCAAUUAUGCUAGUAAAAUUGGUAGAUCUUGAGCAA
Molecule: messenger RNA, 3125 nt
Organism: Spinacia oleracea (spinach)
Lineage: Eukaryota; Viridiplantae; Streptophyta; Magnoliopsida; Caryophyllales; Amaranthaceae
Product: protein ENHANCED DISEASE RESISTANCE 2
Exons: 21
Coding region: 423-2672 (749 amino acids)
Molecular function (GO): lipid binding
Source: RefSeq, a predicted model, not a curated record